Symbiodinium sp. CCMP2592 is the source of this 7038-nucleotide messenger RNA. The record is from the annotation of a GenBank genome assembly. Lineage: Eukaryota; Dinophyceae; Suessiales; Symbiodiniaceae.
AUGCAGCCGCCAACUGAAGCUGAUGGAUCUGAGCCAUGGCGAGGAGCGAUCCGAAUGGAAACCCGGGCGGCGCUCCAGGAAGUGUUGACUGAUAUCGGAGUGCCGGUGAAGGGCUCCAUCACGCAUCCACCCUCCCCAAGUCGCCAGCCGGAAGCGCGGCGGACGCCUUCGGCCCCAUCACAGCACGUACGUUUGCCUUUGCCUGGGAACCUUCACCGCGCCGAUUCGAUUUCGCCAUGGGGACGAGCUGCCACUGCUCACCAGUUCACCCGAGGCAUCUCGGAAGGAGGUGCCGAAGUCAUGCUCAAUGACGCAGCCAUCGCCGAGGCCCUGCAUGAGUGGCACCGCCACCCAAGAAAGCUGCGAUCCAGAAGCGCUUCCCCAACGACCAAGAAGUUUCGCAAGUUUGGACAAAGCAGUGGGGGUCGAUUUAAGGAAUUCAAAGCUCCAAGCAUGCCGCGAGAAGAUCAGCUUAUUCGAACAUCCCGCCGCUACAUGCAGAUGGCGAACCCAUUAUUAAUCAAGGAGUUGACUGCGCCUGCGGCGUCCAGGCUCGCGGCCGUGGUGGAAUCACCAGAAUUCAGCGGCUUUAUCGGUGCCAUGAUUUUGGCCAACGCAAUCUCCAUCGGCAUGCAGACCCAGCAUGAGGCAGAAACAUGGAGCCUCGCAAUACGGCCUGCUUUUGCCAUAAGUGAAUUGUGCUUCGCGUUGGUAUUUGCUGUGGAGCUAUCGCUCCGCUUGGCAGUGGCGGGCUGCGAAUUCUUCACUGGGCCUGAGCGCAAUUGGAAUCUUUUCGAUACAGCGCUGAUCUUGGCACAGGUCGUGGAGCAAAUGAUCUUUGCAGCAGUCAUCUACCAGCAUGGCACCUUGAAAGGUCUCAAGUAUUCUGACUUGAUGCCGGACAGUGUCGUUCUUCGCGCUUUGCGCAUCUUCCGGCUGCUCCGUAUCCUGCGCGUGCUGCGAAUGAUGCAUAUCAGCAGCGAGUUGCAGGCCAUCCUGACUGCGAUUGUCAAGGGGCUGCGCUCUUUCAUUUGGACCUUGGCUUUCAUGUUCUUGGUGCUCUAUGCAGUGGGUGUCUUCCUCACCCAGUGCGUCACUGAUUACAAAGUGGCUCGAAAGGCCGAUGGUUCUGCAUCCGAGAAGCUGCAGGACUACUUCGGUUCGCUCCCCGAGACGAUGUUGGCCUUGUUCCAGGCGAUUACAGAUGGCCAGGAAUGGCGAGAGAUGCUGGAGCCCCUAAUCUGGGAAAUCUCGCCUUGGAUGGCGGUCCCAUUCUGCAUGUACAUCUCUUUCAUGGCCUUCGCCCUUCUGAACAUACUGACGGGCAUUUUCGUUGACAGCGCGCUGGACAACGCGCAAGAGGAGAAGCGCCGCUACCUCCUACAAGAAGUGGGCCUACUCUUCAGGGAGGCAGAGAAGGAGCAGAUCACCUGGCCGGACUUCCAGGCCCAGUUGCGCAAUCCGCACAUGCAGCAGCUUUUUGCUGCCCUUGAUGUGGAUGAAGAGGAUGCUGCGGAACUUUUUCACAUGCUCGAUGCUUCGCACGAUGGCUACAUCCAAUCCGACGACUUCCUCAACGGUUGCUUGCGCCUUGACGGUCCGGCCAAGGCCAUCGACCUGGCAGCCUUCAUCGAAGAAAGCCGCAAGGUCAAUCGCACGUUCCUGGAGCACGCCAGGUUCGUCAGCCAGACUCUCGGCUGGCUGGUUGUCGGUGCUGCCUGUUCUUUCUACUCGUGCUCUGAAGCCGAAGCCGUGUCGGCUCAGCAGGCUAGUUUCGUGGUCAGGCAAACCAUCCAUAACCCAGCGCCCAGCGCUGUACCAAGGAAGCAGAGGAUGCAGUGGAACCUGCGCAGAAUUGUCUGCGUGUCGACGCUUUUCACUUAUGCGGGAUGCACGGUGGUCGCUUCCGAAGAAUGGAGACACACCUCCGAAAUCACCCGCUCCCAGCACAGCGAAACGCAGGAUGUUGCGGCCAAUAGCAGUCGAACACAUGUCGCCAUCUCUGCGGGUGGCCAGCCUUCGGUGAUGAGAAGAGAGGCUCCAAAGCACGAGCAAAGGGAGGGCAAGACAGAGCACCAGAAGACCCUGGAGCGUGCCUUGGAGAGGGCUUCCGAGAUCGCGAGGGAGGCUGGCCCGGAAGAUGCAGCUUACAGGGAGAGUCUUCUCAAGGAAGCGCUCAAACUUGUGGAGCAAGGUGAGGAGAAACCGUCAGCAGCCGUGCAACUUGGGGAGAACGAGGCACAGAACGGCUUCACAGCCUUGCGCAACAGCACGACCCCCGGUGCCACAACAACGACGACAAGCCAGCCGUCCACUACAACAUCCACAGAGGCCUCAACGACGACCACUGGGAAGUCGACCACGACUACCAAAAAGACUUCGACUGCAACGACCACCCGCCCAGCCACUACCACCAAGCACGCUGUGACGUUCGAUAUCAUCACUACAAAGCCUCCUCCUCAUGCGGCUCCUGUGCUUAGCCACGCCCCACCGGUUACGUUGCCAUCAGAUAUGUCCCACGAGCAGCACGACCAUUUGAACGGGGACGAGUGGAACGCCCACAUCUCUGACCACUGGGGCAUGCACGGUGGAGGUCAUGAGCCAGUACAGGAAACAGAACCCUGGAGCAUCCACACAGAUGCAGCAGGUGUUGAGCAUGAUGAAGCUGAUGGAUGGCACGACAUCAUUCAGCACGGAGACGACGACCAUGCGAGCCAUCCCAUGCCAGAGGAUGACAUGCACCACAUGGAUGACAUGCACCACAUGGAUGACAUGCACCACAUGGAUCCUAUGGUGCAUGAGCCUGAGGAAAGGGAGCUGGAUCACGAGCUGCCACACGUGCAUAUUUCAGUCGAGCCUCCACCUUCUGGCUCUGCACCUCUGGCUGUGGAAGACUAUGAUCAUCCCAUGGCUCCGGUGGCACCGCCGACCCCUCCGCUGACGGAUCAGGCCAUAAAAGAUUCCUCAGCCGCUGGAGAGGAGGCAGCAGAUGCUGCAAUGCAGAUGGGCUUGCCAGCUGAACGACAAGCUUCUGUUGCUGCUGCAGCUGCGGCAGCGGCUGCCGCAGCCGAUGGAAUGAGCCAUGAUCAGCAAGCAGCUGCAGCGAAGGAAGCUGCCGAUCAUGCUCGCUGGUCUGCGGGCACGAGCUCCACCCAGCCGCCGAUCCCAGAGCACUUUGAGGACUCUACGAUCGAGACGUGGCCGAUGACGUUCGAAGCGAAGGGCUGCCACAAGGCCGCCUGUGGCCCUAUUGAUGGGCUGUUCCACGAGGUUGGCGAGAGCGAGGGCCAUCCGAUGUAUGCCAAGGACGGCGAGGAGGAUGUGACAUUGUACUUCCUCAAUCAUGAGAACAUGGCGAAGAGGGGUUGGUGGGUCGGCCAAUUUCCAGGCUCUACCACGACGUAUGCCUUCAAUCCGUCGGAGGAUGUGCUGCCUCCUAUGCUUGGAUGGCAUGUUCCCUGGGACAGCCCUCUCCCAUAUGUGGGCUUGGAGUUUGUCAAGACAGAAGAUCACGGGGCCGAGUUCGACAAGGCCCCAAAAGAAAGCAACCACAGCCACAUGCCGCCAGAGGAAUGGGUGCACACUGCGGAGCAUCUGGAACAUCUGGAGCAUUCGGAGCAUUUGCCAACGGAGCCCAUGCCAGCCUACGAAGCAAGUCACUGCCUCAACGAGAGUGUUGCUCCGAAGGGCUCCUGGGUUGUCUACAACGGCACUGACGGAGCUCAUUCUCAGCUGCCCGCCUUUUGCAAAGGAUUCGACUCCAACGCGCUUGUGCCGGAGGAAUGCUGCCACAUCCCAAACCUGCCGAACAUUUUUAGCGUCAAGUUCGAGGAGGUCUACGGUCAGCAUGGCGAAUGUGCCAGCGUUGAAGGUCACGGCCUGUUCCUGGAGUCAUUCAAAAUUAAGCUGAGAUGCAACAGUGAUAAUUCCAUCAUAUACGGGCAUGAUUGCAAUGCGGGCUGCCAAUGUGGAUCCGAGCAUGUCUACCAGCACGGAUGCUAUCGUGGAGUUGAUCGGAUCCCGUCAACGACGUGGUUCUUCAUCGUGGGUGGCUGUGAGUGUGAUUCAGCGCUGCCAACUCCAUACCAGGCCAUCACAGGCCAUGCAGGGCCGGAGCUGCACAUUGACGAGCUUCCCUCCAUGCAGGUGAGUGGUGGCCAAGAUCCGACAACUGCGCAUGUUAUUGUCGGGAUCUACAAGCCCGUCGGCAUCCACCAUGACAAGCCGAGCUUCAAGAAGACAGCUUCCUCCACCGAAGACGAGGUUUCUAUCUACUACGGUCCGAGCAGCUCUGGAGAAGCGGAAGGCUGGUGGAUCGGCUCCGGAGCAGGAACUGCGCAUGUGUAUGCGUUCAACCCCAACAAGGAGGAGCUACCGCCCUUCAGAGGCUGGAAGGCCCCCUGGUGGAGCGGCGUUGACAUGACGGUCAAGGUUGACAUCGUUGACAAGGAUCGCCAUCGCACCGACAUCGUAAGGGACCUCCAGGAGCACGAGGACCAUGAGGACCAUGAGGAUCAUGAUGAUCAUGAUGGUCAUCAUGAUAAUGAGCCUCACGAGCACGACUUUUCCGAUCUCGACCCACAUGAGGACGAGGCCAUGAAGCCGGAAGAUGUCAUGCCGCCGGAGGACCACUUGCACGGCGAACAUCAUCCAGACUUGGACCAUAUGGCCCCGAUCAUGGAUGCUUUUUCCAAGGCUAAUGAAGGCACCAAUCAGCAGAUCCUAAAAGCUUUGAAAGCUAUGAUGGAGCACAUGAAGGACGUCGAGAAGACUGUGGAGGAAAUGCAGGAAGAGAUGCACCCCAUCUCGCCUGUACAUCCCUUGGACGAGGCCGAAAACGCUUCCUCCUUGUCGGGCAAAGCUCUGAGCGCCAGCGGCUGUUCCACGGAAGCGAUGCGUGACAAGAUAGAAGGGAAAUUCUCGCCGGCGGGAUUUUACCUGGGGCGGCCAGUGUACCACAGGCAGUCUGGAGCGCAUGUGUUCAUCUACUACCACCACGAUGGAGAUGAUGCCAGUCUUCACGGAUGGUGGUUCGGACCUGACACGAUGGAGUUCGGCACCAGCCAGAACUGGGCCUUCAACCCCGAGGAUUCCGUCACUCCUCCACUCUCCGGCUGGCACGUGCCAUGGAAUGGGCCAGUGGAUCCGGCUUUCAAGCUGACGGAGGCGGCGGAGGAGGCUAUGAGCAUCGUCAAGAAUCACAGUAUGCCUCCUGAGGAGCACAUCGAGGAGCCAAUGCAAGUCCCCACAGAUGGUGAUCCUCUUCCACCUGAGCCGACCCCGCCCAUCUCUGAAAGGCCUGAGCACGCGAAUCUGGUUCCUCCAUCGGCGUUCAACAAGGACCUGAACCCCGAGCAGGCGCGUGAGGUCAUGCAGGACCAGGCCAAGAUGAUUGCGGCCGCCGUCAAGCAGCUGUCGAGUGGCAAGGACCUGGCGGACCUGGUCUUCGGUAUCGACACGAAGAUCAUCCCCCACGAGCCACCCAGCGAUGAGUUCAUUGCGCGACUUGCAAAGGAUCCAAAGCUUGCAAAGAAAGCGCUCGAAAAGCUCGUCACGGUCUUGUCGGAGGCCAAUCGGAGAUUGGAGUCAGGGGAGGCCUUCGCUGACGAGAUCUUCGGCCGCCACAUGGACAAGUGGUCGGCCGAGGCCGAGCCGAAUGUCACAGAGGUCUCCGCAACUGCCUCCACAACUUCGACAACCGGCGCACCCGCCGACACGGAGCCGCCGAUCGAGAACUCGGCUGCCGCACCGCUGCUCAAGACUGUCGACAAGGUGGCGACUGCUGCCAAUGCAGCAGCGGAGAAGGCCAGGAAGUGGAAGGCUGCAGAGAUUGCAGAAGCCCAAGCCCAACACGAAGCAGAGCAGGCCAAGAAGGAAGUGGAGAAGAUGACCGUUCAGGCCGCAAAAGAGGAAGCGGAGAAGGCUAUAGAGCAAGCAGCCGAUGAGGAAGCAAGGGAAGCAAAGCAGGAAGCGACCAAGGAGGCGGAAUCAGCCGAAGGCGAGGCGAAAGACAAAGCCACCAAGGUUGUGGCCGCCAAGCAGAAGCUGGAAGAGUUGAAGGGCCAGGUUCCAAAGGAAGCGAAGGAUGCCGCAGACAAGGCCCUGCAUACAGCAGAGGAGCAUGCACAACUGAAGGAGGAGAAGGUGCACGAGGCCAGGUUCGCCCUGGAGGACUUGGGAGCAGAAGCUCCGCCAGAGGUCAAAGAAGCCGCAGAAGAGGCUUUGUCCAAGGCGGAGGAGGAAGCUGAUACUGCCAAGACCGAGGUCGAAGAAGCCAAGCACACCCUAGAUGCCAUGAAGAACACGGUGACGCCCGAGCAACGUCAAGCUGCCGAGAAGGAGCUGGAGCAGGCACAGGAGGAGGCCAAACAGGCUGAGGCUAAGGCCAAGGAUGCCGCCAAGAAGGCAGGGGACAUCAAGCUAACCAGCCACGACCCGGCCUCCGACAACGUGCUGUACACUGACAGCCAAGUGAAGGAGGAGAAAGGCGGGGCCGUCGUGAUGGGCUCGGAACCGCAGACGGACACCGAGAAAGACCUCCAGGAGCAGCUGGCGGCCUUGCAGUCCAAGCUGACAGGCAUGGAGCGGCUCCAGGUCAAGGACCAGCUGGACGACCAACUGAAAGACAAUCUUUCCGCCUCGCUAAGCCAAGCGGACAGCGAAUUGGCGGCCUCGGCCAGAGAUGUGCAGGUACAUGCCGUGAAGGCACCGCGCGCCCUGGCUGAGAAGUCUGGGGAGGAGCCUGAAGUCCUCGUCGCCACGAAGGAGCAGACGGCCAAACCCAAGAAGGGAAAGGGCAAGGGAUCCGGCGUGCUCCUAAUUGUUCUUGUCCUGACGGUCCUCAUUGGCGUGGUUGCCGGUGCAGUCUUCCUGAAGCGCCGGAGGAAGACCCAGGGGACACAGGAGGCCAAGGCAGAAGAAGCCCAGCCGCUGCUGGAGCAGAAGGAGGCCAACGGCAACGCAGAGGCCGGUGCCGAGCCAGCGAAGACUGCCAGCGAGGAGGCGGCAGCGGGUCAGACCGAAAGCCCUGCUGCCUAA